AUGGCCGGCGUGUUCGUCCUAGUCCUCACGCCCACCAGGGACUCGCACUGCAGAUCGCCCACCACCAGUUCACGGUCCCUCUUGCCCUCCCCACCCUUUCUUCCCUCCUGCACCCCUCCACCUGCCCUCCACUCACCUGUGCAGAAACUAGCCGAGGAUCCCUAUGGGGUCUUCGCGCUCGUCCUCACGCCCACCAGGGAGCUCGCUCUGCAGAUCGCCGACCAGUUCCGCGCUCUGGGGUCGUCGCUGUCUCUGCGCUGCGCUAUUGCUAUCGGCGGGGGUGACAUGGUGGAGCAGGCUAUGCAGCUAGCAAGUCGGCCGCAUGUGGUGGUGGCAACGCCGGGGCGAUUGAGGGAGAUGCUGCAGCAGGAGGCGAGCAUGGAGCGAAUCUUCAGCAACCUGCAGUUCCUGGUGUUGGACGAGGCCGAUCGCCUACUGUGGGUUCGAGGAGGAAAAAGCGACAAUUCUGCUGCACCCUCUUUUGUUUUCUUUAUCCCAUCUACAUCUUCUCCUCCUCCCAUCCGCUCCAUCCUCUCCCAUCCCCAGUUCUUAGUCCUGGACGAGGCGGAUCGCCUGCUAGACCGUGGCUUUGAGGAGGAAAUUGGUGCGAUUCUGGCGAGGAUGCCGAAAGAGAGGCAGACGCUGCUCUUCUCAGCUACUUUCACUGCCAACCUGCACGCACUCAAGGCUAUGAGCAAAACAAAGAAGCUGUUCCACUUUGAGGCCUACGAGGGCUUUAAGACGGUCGAAGCUCUGGAUCAAUCCUACCUCUUCCUGCCUGCCAACGUGCGGGACGUCUACCUCUGCCGCCUCCUCUCCCGCCUCCUCCCCUCCCUCCAAACCAUCCUCCCCCCCGCGCCGCCCCCCUCCUCAUCUGCUGCCGCCCGCGCCCCCGUGCGGUCGGUUAUCGUCUUCACCUCGUCAUGCCAGUAA
Molecule: messenger RNA, 933 nt
Organism: Closterium sp. NIES-65
Lineage: Eukaryota; Viridiplantae; Streptophyta; Zygnematophyceae; Desmidiales; Closteriaceae
Source: the annotation of a GenBank genome assembly